Molecule: messenger RNA, 5614 nt
Organism: Pundamilia nyererei
Lineage: Eukaryota; Metazoa; Chordata; Actinopteri; Cichliformes; Cichlidae
Product: ribosomal protein S6 kinase beta-2-like
Exons: 16
Coding region: 190-1602 (470 amino acids)
Biological process (GO): protein phosphorylation; signal transduction
Molecular function (GO): ATP binding; protein serine/threonine kinase activity
Source: RefSeq, a predicted model, not a curated record
AAGCAGUAGAAGAAGAGUAGCGCGGCGUAUGAGAGGAACCCAAACAACUCUCUGUGGUUGUUUGUCCAGGUCAGUAAAAUCUGACAAAGCAAUGACAACCACCGCUGGUUGUGCAUAAAGCUGCUUGAAGAGAGAAAAUCACCGAACAGAGAAAACCGAGCGUCCGCCGGAUGACGGAGCGUCCCCAGGAUGGCAGGAGUGUUCGACAUCGACUUGGAGACUGAGGACAUCAGUGACACAGAGGAUGAUGUGUGUGACUUCACUGUCCCAGAACCAGAAAAUGCCCAGACGGAGGAGGUGGAGCUGACCAGUGAAAGUGUCAACAGGGACCGUGAGAGAGUCGGACCGGACUGCUUUGAGCUUCUUACUGUGCUGGGAAAAGGAGCUUAUGGCAAAGUUUUCCAAGUGAGGAAGGUUCAAGGGGCUCAGACAGGGAGAAUUUUUGCCAUGAAGGUCCUGAAAAAGGCAAAGAUAGUGUGCAACGCUAAAGACACGGCCCAUACGCGAGCAGAGCGAGAGAUCCUGGAGACGGUGAGGCACCCGUUCAUCGUAGAUCUGCUGUACGCCUUCCAGACGGGAGGAAAACUCUACCUCAUCCUGGAGUGUCUGAGCGGAGGAGAGUUGUUCAUGCAGCUGGAGAAGGAAGGCAUCUUCAUGGAGGACACUGCCUGCUUCUAUCUCGGAGAGAUCACUCUGGCCCUCGGUCACCUCCACUCUAACGGGAUUAUUUAUCGGGACCUGAAACCUGAAAACAUCAUGCUCAAUCACCAAGGACACAUCAAGCUGACUGACUUUGGGCUCUGCAAAGAAUCGAUUCACGAUGGAUCCGUCACACACACCUUCUGCGGCACCAUCGAGUACAUGGCUCCAGAGAUCCUGACCAGGUCGGGUCACAACAGAGCGGUGGACUGGUGGAGCCUCGGGGCGCUCAUGUACGAUAUGAUGACUGGAUCGCCUCCGUUCACGGCGGAAAACAGGAAGAAGACCAUCGAUAAGAUCUUGAAGUGUAAACUCAGCCUGCCGCCGUACCUGACAAUCGAUGCCAGAGACCUCGUCAAAAAGCUGUUGAAGAAAAACCCAGCCCAAAGACUUGGCUCCAGUAAAGCAGACUGUGCUGACAUCCAGAAACACGCCUUCUUUAAACACGUUAACUGGGACGACCUGCUGCAUAAGAGAGUGGAGCCGCCGUAUAAGCCACAGCUGCAGUCGGAUGAGGACGUGAGCCAGUUUGACACCAGGUUUACCAGACAGACGCCCGUGGACAGUCCGGAUGAUACUUCGCUCAGCCACAGCGCAGAGCUCGCCUUCGCUGGUUUCACAUACGUGGCUCCAUCGGUCCUCGAGAGUCUAAAGGAAGGCUUCUCAUUCGAACCCCGAGCGAGAAACGUACGCCGACACAACAGCAGCCCACGCACGCCCAUCAGUCCUUUAAAAUUUUCCCCCGCUGGGCCGUUCAAGUCCAGCCUCGACGGAGAGCCAGACCCUUUCUCUCCGAUGUCUCCACCGACAGCGGCAGCUCCGGUGCCGAAGGAAAACGGAGCCGCCAGUCAGCCAAUCAAAACCCCUGCGAGGAACAAGAAGCUGAAAGGACAUCGGAGAUGAGGAGGAGCUCCUCAAAGAACGAGCCUUGGUCAGAUUAACAUGUAGUUUAGUCGUGCUGAGGAACACGAGUUGGAGUGUUGUGGUUUUUCUUUAACUACGAGGCUCCCGAGAAGCCAAAAUCAUCCAUGGGAAGCCUUCAGUUUGCGUUUUUGUUUCAUUUGUAACUUUCAUCUCACCUCACAUUUAAAAAUAUAUAUAUUCGGAUACAGUGCUGCUGCUACUGUCCAGCACUUUUAUUUAUUUCUCAUUCUUUUCAAAGCUUUAGUUUACAGCCUCGGUAUAUCUGCAACUGUAUUUCUGUCACGCUGUGCCACUAAUCUCUGGGAAACAAAAGUCCCACUGGAAAGAGCUCAAUAGCCACUAAUUCUCCUCAACAAGGUCGGCUAAAUGACUGAUGGUAACAGAGUUUACCGUCUUGUAUGACCGCCGGUGUGAUCUCAGCAAAGGGAAGCUGGGAUAUAAAGUUUUGGGGGGUUUAAUUAGGUCAUCAGCUUUUAAUUAGUUCAUCAGAGUUUGGGCGAAGAGGUCGGCUAUCACAGGCUGACGUUUUAAUUAGCGGGCUGAUGAACGAUCACAUGAUCGAAGGUAGAAAUUGACCUUCAGCCAUCGUCGAGGCAGCAGGUUGGUAACUUCAGGCCAAAGCCGUAGGAUUGGGGCGGGUCAGACAUGAGAUGAUGUGUUUGUGAAUGUCUCCGAGUCUUUCUGAGCAGCUUCAUGUUCACUGCCAAAGGUGUUCACACACAUACUGUCCUCGUAUCUCACCGCAGUAGGGUGAAGUGCUUUAUUUAUUUGUAACCAAUCAUCAGAAAAUAAGAGCUUAGCAGUCAGUGCAAUGUACAGUCGAAGCAGUGUGCUAAACAUGGUGCUCUCAGACGACAAAGACCUUGUAUAAAAAUAAUAUUUUUGGGGUAACUGAACAAAAUAUUUUUACAUAUGAAUUGUAACAAAAGGUGUUUUUGGCUGUCGUGCUCAGAAAAACAGUAAUUCAGCACCGGAGGGGAUCACACAAGUUACAUGUUCAUCUGAUGUUACAGCUGUUUGAUUUCCCUCUUUUCUUUGAAAUAACAGGACAUCAGGAAAAUGACAAACCUGCGUGAGCAUUAAAGCUACUUAUUUUAAAGCUUUGUAAGUGUAAACACGCGCUGAGUCGAUGUCCAAAGCUGGUGUUAGAGAGAUCAGCUGAAGCUAAACAAAGGAUGGGCUGUACCUUCAUAUAAGCCAGUCUGUACCACGAAUUGGUGAAGUGAGUCACCAGGGAAGUCAUUAACAUAACAAGCACAGAUUAAAUGCCGCCCCCGUGUUGGGAAACGUAUAAAAAGUACCUUUAAGGAGCUCAGACAGCUCUUUAAAGCAGCCGAGCAGGAACUGCAAGCGCAAAUAUUUCAAACAAAUUAGGAAAAUAAAUGGAGAGUUUUAAACUGGACCUAUUCUGCUCUGUUAUAUCUAUAAACUCUUGAAAUGGUGAAUUAUUGUACCAAACAUCAUCUAAGUGUGAAAAAGUUUCACACAGUUCUUUCUACGCUUCAUGUCACAGACAUGGGAUAUACCUAAUAUGGUCAUAUUAUAAAAGCCCCGCCCAACUGGUGUUCAGACCAAUUAGAAUAAAGUCACCCUUAAAGGGGGAGGAUGAACUCAGAGGCUGAACAAAGGUCCACAAAAAGAUAAAUAAGGAUUAUUUUGAACUGUGAAUCAUGCAAAGCUACUCUGGUAGAGUCCAAGAAUAAAUAACUAUGGAGCAGAAUAAGUCCACUUUAAACUAUCGUCCUACUCCAGUAAGGUAUACAGGUGGACGCCUAACAGACUUGAUGUAUUUGUUUUCUGGAUCGUUGAUUCACUUUAACACUUCAGCCUGGUUUACCGCAGAGUCGAAUGUAUUUCACCAGCUGUAAAUUUUCCUUUGCACCUUCUAAAAAGCUAAAGUGAUCAGCGUUACAUCAGCAUAUGCUUUUGAAAGUUAUCAUAUGAAUAAAUGUAGAUACCAUGAAGUUAUUGCUGUAUUUCCAGCAUCUUCACUAACCCAGUUUUCUAUGUCAGUGCCAUGCAUGCUGAGUGGAGGAUGAAUACUAAAGAUUUUCUACCUCCUCGUCUUCUCAAGCACAUCUUAGCUGAGUGACAGUAUCUGUUUUGUACAGACUUUUGUGAUUAUCAGAGGAUGACUCUUAUUGACUCUAAUGUUUCGUUGUUUCUGCUCUAAUCUCACCACGAGAUUCACAUUUGAGGUUUUGAGGUAAAAUAACCUCCAUCUCAGGAUGAACUGCUCAGUGUUUGAUAACUUUUUGAUUCUGUAUUGUGAUGUGACCCACUGGUUAGCAAAGUCCUGCCUCACGCUUUGCUGUUGCUAUCUGAGAGAGUGGGGAGGGAGAGACUGAGGGCGACUGUAGGCUCGUACGCUCCGUCGUCCUUCUGGACUCUGUGUGUUCACAAAAGUAGCGUCACGUUCUUUCAAUGAAUUUAAAACAAGCGCGUGUGGCCGUAAACUCAUCGGCAAAGAGUUUGCAAAAGAACUCGGGUGAGACAGACGUGGACUUUUACACAAUCAGACGUCUUUCCACAGCCACAGGAGUCGCCCCCUACUGGACAAUAAAAGGGAUGCAGAUUUAAGGCUUUACUUUUUGUACCCAAAAGGUACAUCGAUCUUUAUAUACAGUCUAUGACUGAGUGCCACUAUAGAUAAAUAUAUCCAGCACUUUGGCUUGUGCACUACUAUCAGCCACGGUUCUGUUAUUUUUGCAGCGAUCAGGUAAGAAUGCUGAGCACUGUUAUCAUGUUAGCACUACCUCAAAGCUGCUGCACUGAAAAUUUGUGGUCUUAUUAAAAAAAAAAAAGUAGCCCAGGGAAAUUAACAUGGAAGCACCACAACGUGCAGUUCCUCUAAUGUCCACCAGAGGCUCCAGCAGUGAGUCAGUCCCCACAGACGCCCAUGUUAAAAUAUCCGUUUACAGCCUGCAACAAAAACACGGUUUAGGUCUCCAUGGCCAGUUUCCCCUUACAGAACAACUGUACACAAAGUGAAUUUCACUUGUUUAUAUCACAUUAAGGCCUAAAGUUUGCAUUAUUAGGGGUGUGGCCUCUUUGAAAAGAGCUGAAGCUGCUAUCGCUAACUAUCAUCGUGUCAGCUAACUGGAGUUCCUGACUGGAACUCUUUGUGGUGUUGGUUCCUUUUGGCGCAUUUUUGAAUGCGUUUCUCUAACAAACACGACUCGCUGUGCAGUCGUACCAAUCAUGGUCCAGGAAGUCGGUGUUUCAGCUUUGGGGGAAAUUCUUGUACUUUUUUAAGUCUGUCAUUUGCAUGAAUUGGCAGAUAUCUGAAUCCAUCAGUUUAUUGAUGCACAUUAAAUAAAGUAGCUGUAACUUGUCGCUCCACUCUCUCAUCCAGAUGUGGUCACUUCUGGCUCCCAAAAAAAAAAAAAUGGUAGAGGCCACAGUGCGCCUGAACAGAACUGAGCUGAUGGAGUUAAAUAAUGAUGGAUUUCAAGCUUGUAUGUUUUCUGUUUAUUCAUAUGAUUGAACUCUGUUAUUAUUAUUAUUUUUUAAUUAAUUAAUUUUGUCAAAGGGAAGAUUCCUGUGUUCACGCUCCUGUUCGCAGGAAACGAGCCCGGCAGUCCUCCUGCUCUCUCCUGCAGCCUUUCUUUCAUUAACACUGGACGCAGUCUGCAUGCACAGCCUGUGCUACAGCUGAGGAACUCUUCACACUGCAGCUUGUUACUGCAGCAGAACGGUGAUAAACAAACUCAUGAUAAAAUUUGCAUUUAGGCAGCAAAAACAAUCUUUGCUUUCAGUUUUUGUGUAUUUAUUUACAUAAUGAAUAAUUACAGUGUGAUACAGAGAUAUGUUGGUGUGAACAGGAGUCUGUGGAAUUUGAAAAUGUAUAUUGAAAAAUUGAAUUGAGGAAAACAGAAUUGAGUGGAUUAUACCUUAUUUUGUCAUAUUUGCUUAUGUUUUUUCUUUCGGUCGUGUGUUCUUUCUUCAAACUGAUGAAUGUGUUCAAAAUAAAAUGAGUUGCUGAGUUGUU